AUGAGCUCUACACUUGACGUAAAAUUGAACCGUAUUGACCGUAUCUUCCAUCCUCAUGAGACCAUUCAAGGUCAAGUGAUUAUUGCGUCACCCAAAGGUUUUUCCCAUCAGGGUCUCGCUAUGAAAGUGGAAGGAAGCGCUCGUCUACAGUUGUCCACGAAGAACACGGGACUUUUUGAGUCUUUCAACAAUAAUGUCACGGCUCUAGAGCUCGUGUACUUUCAUCUGCCGGUGGCACCAGCGGGCAAAGUCUCUCCUGGAAUUUCAAAAUUUCCAUUUGAAUUUGAACUGCAAGGCAAUGACGAUCAGGAAUUACUAGAGACAUAUCAUGGAGUACAUGUCUCGGUCAAGUACGAAAUCAUGUGUGAUUGUAUUCGUGGGAUCAUGAAGAACAAAUUGCACAAGACUUUAGAGUUUGUGGUGGAAGUUCCACUACGAGAGCCAUUACCAGACUCGCCGUCAGAAUUUCAUAUUACUCCAGCGUCGUUGGAGAAUGUUCGCCCGCAACGUCUAUCGGCGAUGCCCUAUUUCCAUAUUACGGGCAAGGUUCACCGUACAAACUGUCCGGUAAAUUUGCCGUUUACGGGCGAGAUAAUUAUUGAGGAAGCAAAGAGCCCUAUCAAGUCAAUUGAGCUUCAAUUGAUUCGCGUUGAGAGUGUUGCGCAUGCUGACGGAGUUGCUAGAGAUGCAACAGAAAUCCAAAACGUUCAAAUCGGAUGGGGAGAUGUGUGCCGUCAAAUGGCGAUCCCGAUUUAUAUGAUCUUCCCGCGCUUGUUCACGUGUCCGACAAUGCUGACUUCAGCUUUCAAAGUUGAAUUCGAGACAAAUGUAGUUGUUCUCUUCGAAAAUGGCCACAUGAUCACAGAGAACUUCCCGAUCAUAUUAUACCGAUAG
Molecule: messenger RNA, 894 nt
Organism: Peronospora farinosa
Lineage: Eukaryota; Oomycota; Peronosporomycetes; Peronosporales; Peronosporaceae
Source: the annotation of a GenBank genome assembly